This is a messenger RNA of Gossypium arboreum, 1436 nucleotides long. Its product is annotated as tRNA ligase 1-like. NCBI's taxonomy places the organism in Eukaryota, Viridiplantae, Streptophyta, Magnoliopsida, Malvales, Malvaceae. The record is from RefSeq and is a predicted model, not a curated record. The coding region runs from base 183 to 818 and encodes 211 amino acids. Gene Ontology annotation, molecular function: RNA ligase (ATP) activity. The transcript has 7 exons. Gene Ontology annotation, biological process: tRNA splicing, via endonucleolytic cleavage and ligation.
ACCAUAUACCCGCAGCUCAUUUUUUUCCCCUAAAAAAUUUACCCAAAUACCUAAAAUUUCCCCAAAUCCCUAGUUUUUUACUUCUCUCUUUCCCUCUUCCUUCCGUCAUCUUCGUUGCUCGUUCUUCCGUCUUUGCUGCUUUUUACUCCCCUCACCGGACUCGCUACUUUUCUACUCUAGCCAUGUCCCAAAAACAGCGAAGGGGCUCUGGAAAUAGAGAACAAAAAUGGCAACCGAAGACAAAGCCGAACCCGGUUACAUCUGCUUCCGCAUCGGUCGAUGAAGCUGUUACUUCCAAGCUCGGUGGUUUGAGUAUCUCUGACGGGCAAGUUUGGAAGCCGAAGUCCUAUGGAACCGUGACUGGAUCCAACGCCGCUUCCGCCACUGAUGUUCAAACCGAGAAGAACAAUGUUGAUUUGAGUAGAAUUUUUUUGAAGCCUCAUUUGUUAGAAAAUUUCAAAGUUGAUAAUUCGACUUAUUCACUUGCACAAAUCAGAGCUACUUUUUAUCCGAAAUUCGAAAACGAAAAGUCUGAUCAAGAGGUUUCACUUAAACAUUCUGUAUCUCUUUUUAUGUAUGCGGGCAAUGAGGGUGGAGCAUAUGCUAAAAACAGCUUUGGAAAUAUUUACACUGCUGUCGGUGUUUUUGUUCUUGGGCGCAUGUUUCAUGAGGCUUGGGGAAGUAAAGCUGGAGAGAAGCAAGUGCAAUUCAAUGAUUUCAUUGAGUGGAAUCGUAUUUGCAUAUCAAUGGAGUUGGUAACUGCAGUUCUUGGAGACCAUGGACAGCGCUCUCGAGAAGACUAUGGAAAUGGAAUUUAAUUGGCAACCUGUGCUGGGAACUUCUAUUGGAUUUUGUGGGGCAGCGUUUGGGAGUGUUGGAGGGGUAGGUGGAGGUGGCAUUGUUGUUCCCAUGCUUAGCCUUAUUGUUGGGUUUGAUCCAAAGUCUGCAACAGCUAUUUCAAAAUGUAUGAUCAUGGGUGCAGCAGCUUCAACUGACAAGUACUUGUGCAGGUCUGGAGCAGGUCAAUAAAGAAGCUCUGCGGGAAUUAAUUGUGGUCCUAAGUAAGUUUCAGUCAACUUUGACAACUCCUGAUGAAGCGGAAAUUCAGGCCACUACUCUAUGCUCAUCAUGGCAGGAGAAUCUGAAGAAUCCAGAUUGACAUCCAAUUUUCAGGAGAAACUAACAAAUCUAAAGCUCGGAUGGGGUGAAGAAAUUUAUUAUGCAGUGGUAACAACUUUGAAAGAACUCUUUUGUAGUAACUUAUUGUAGUAUGCUUGUAGUUGAAGUUUCUUAUAGUGAACAUCAUGUUGUUUAUUCGGCAGAAGUUUCAAAGAUUUUACUUUUUAGAAGAAAGUGUAUUGUAGUCAUUAGAUUAGGUUUUCAAAGAUGAUUAUGUUAACAUUUUGAUCAAAUAUUAUGAAAAGUUCUCUUGUUAA